GAAUUGUAUAGUAUUGUUCUCGAAGGCCUUCCGAGUGUAACCGAAGAACUCGGAAGGCCUUGGAAAUCAGAAAAUUGGUCUAGGUUAUAUAAAUUCAGACUACGAGAAGAUGGACAAGUUUGUUGUGAGAAAAAAGAGGGAUAAUGGAAUUGAUAAACCCUUAGAGAAAGAGAGAAAAUGUUUGAAACAAGCAACCAUUGAUUCUUUAAAGGGAGUUGUUGUUGUUGAGGAGAUUAGGAGAGCCAAGGCGAUUCUAAAACAGUCCACCACAACAGUUGAUCAGAUGUUAGAAUGCUUAUCAGAUCUGGAGAAAAAGAUACCCCCAAGGAAAAUCCUACUGGAGACAAAAAUAGGAAAUGUUAUCAAUAAAUUGAGAAAACAUGAUAAUGAAGAGGUGCGUCAACAUGCCAGACGAGUGUAUGUCAAAUGGAAAACUCACUUUGUGGAACACCGAGAUAGGCCACAGAUAGAGGUUCAAUGUGAUCUCAAGACAGAGAAAACGCGGAAAGCCGGGAGGAAGUUCAUAUCCGAGGCAUUAGCGGUGCCUACUGAUAGGGGAUUGCCAGAGAUCAUUGAGAGAGAAGUAUUUUUAAUCAACAACAGAUUUCUCAGUGGCCAUUAUAAGAAAACUAUGAGGAACAUGUGGUUCAAACUGAAAAAUGAUCAGACUGUCAAAGACCAAGUGUUAAGUUCGUCUUUGUCUGUGAAGGAAUUUGUACAGAUGUGCUCACCAUCAACGACUGCAGUGUCAUGAUCCAGAGAAUAUUAGUGCUUCUUUCCUUACCAUCUGAUGUUCAGUGUAUACAUUGUUUAUAUGUUUAAAAAAAUAUUUUCCGUAAAAUUUUCA
This is a messenger RNA of Ostrea edulis (European flat oyster), 847 nucleotides long. Its product is annotated as transcription elongation factor A N-terminal and central domain-containing protein 2-like. Gene Ontology annotation, cellular component: nucleus. Gene Ontology annotation, biological process: DNA-templated transcription. The record is from RefSeq and is a predicted model, not a curated record. NCBI's taxonomy places the organism in Eukaryota, Metazoa, Mollusca, Bivalvia, Ostreida, Ostreidae. The transcript has 4 exons. The coding region runs from base 110 to 754 and encodes 214 amino acids.